AUGAGAGUGGGCAAAGGCUGUGAUCGGUGUCGCCAUCGCCAUAUCCGCUGUGUGAUCCCCGCGGGGGCCUCUGCCUGCACCCCGUGCGCGCGCCUAGGCCGAGUAUGUCAUCUCGACCCGCGCUUUCAGUUCAAGGCUGUGCACCAUGUCUAUCAGAAGAUCAACGGCUCGUCCGCCCGUUUCGACUUCGUCUGGGGCCAGGAGCAGGUCUGGGUGGAUGUGUCACGGCCCGUGACAUUUAUAAACGAGGCCUCGGACGAGUGGGAAGGAGAUGACCUCGUUCAUGAAAAGGAUCUCCCAAGUACAGCUAAAAUCUUGGCCCCAAACGACUCCCCCGGCCAACGUCGGGAGACGCAGUCAGAAGUCACCUCCGGGGACGGCUCGUAUAGUUCCAACAAGCAUGCACUAGAGCUGCCCAAUACAAGAAGCCCACUAGCACCCUGCCCGGAGAAAGCACCGCAGUUGUCGCUGAGAGAGGCGUCUCUGAUUCGAUGUUUUAUCCAGAAGAUCGCACCGUGGGCGGAUAUAUGUGACCCUCAGUCACACUUUAGCACAGUCGUACCUCGCCAUGCAAUGGAAGUCCCCAUGGUAUUGAAGGCGGUUCUGGCACUCGCGGCGCGACACGAUGCCAUUCUAAAUAUGACGAGCGACUGGGAGGCCUCCUCCUAUCAUGGGCAGUGCUUGGAGCUGCUCAUCACGGCACUCGAUCGGCCCGAGCACGCCUACGACGAGAACCUCCUGCUGACGGUGGUUAUCCUGCGUAUCUACGAGGAGCUAGAAAACAACACGGAUGAAAAGUUUCACCUCCUGGGAUCCAGCCGCCUCAUCAAUCUCAUGUCUCGCUCUGCCUCAUCGGGCGGGAUGGCCGAGGCUGUCAGCUGGCAGUUCCUGCGUCAGGCCAUUUAUGCGUCGAUCGUGCAGUAUCAGCACUUUCAGUUGGACUUGCGGAACUAUGAGCGGUCAUCCAUGUUCCAACGCGACGACGAUGCAGCAUUUGCCAACAUGAUCAUUUUCCAUUGCGCGCAUAUCAUUCAGCUGUGCCGACAUUUCCCCGAACAGACGGUCGAAGGAAGUGCCUGGCACCGGGUGGCCGGAGCCGUAGACGAGUGGCAUGGCAAAAAGCCAAUGACCUGGCAACCCAUUCGAUAUCAGGUACCCGAUGUAGCCGCGAACCGACCCUUUCCUGAAAUAUGGAUGAUGUCGGCCCCCGCUGUAGUCGGGAUGCAAUACUACCAUACGGCUCGCAUCUUCCUCACGUUGACCGAUCCCCAGUCUCUUCCAAUGAACGAUUACGCAAGAGUCCGAUUCCGGCACCAAGCCGAGGUGAUUUGUGUUUGA
Messenger RNA from Penicillium cinerascens, 1338 nucleotides. Its product is annotated as Zn(II)2Cys6 transcription factor. The transcript is spliced from 4 exons. The record is from RefSeq and is a predicted model, not a curated record. Lineage: Eukaryota; Fungi; Ascomycota; Eurotiomycetes; Eurotiales; Aspergillaceae. The coding region runs from base 1 to 1338 and encodes 445 amino acids. Gene Ontology annotation, molecular function: transcription cis-regulatory region binding; DNA-binding transcription factor activity, RNA polymerase II-specific; zinc ion binding. Gene Ontology annotation, biological process: positive regulation of transcription by RNA polymerase II. Gene Ontology annotation, cellular component: nucleus.